AUGUGCAGUUUUGGUGAGAACGUACUGAACAAAAUUGUCAACAAAUACUGUGAUGUUCCGUCUGUGUGUUCUCAGUGUACCAUAAGAAUUCCCUCGGUGAGAACCCCUGUAUACAUCCAUGCCUCAAGGUCUCAGUACCAGAAACAGUUGGGCCGGAGGGCCUGGCGCGGGCACAAAGUCUCUCGAGACCUAAGGCCGCCCCCCCCCCCCCCGGCUCGCCUCACGCCGCGCCCCUGGGUCACGUGGCCCGUCGGUCACGUGAAGAGCCGGCUAGCGGGCGAGUCCCGCAACUGUGUUUGCGGGAGCCCCGCGCGCCCUCGGAGCCAUGCUGCGGAGCUGCGCCUCACGACUGCGCCCGGGGCCCUGCGCGGCCCGUUGGGAGGCACGCCCCCGCCGGCGAGGGGCUCGCGGCCGUCGCCUAGGUCAUUUUCUUCAGAGGUCAUUUAUGUGGACCGUUCUCUCCCCAACCCCAGCUGGAGCAAGGACAUGAGACUCCUUUUUGACCAGUUCAUGAAGAAAACUGAAGAUGGCUCUUGGAAACCUUUGCCUUCAUAUAAAUCUGUAUCUCCUCAAAGGAUUGAAGAGGUCAAAAUCUUUUUUCCUGAUGCAAAGCCUAUAAAAGAACACAUGUCACAAGCCCAGCUCUUUCCCAGAAGCCUUGAGGAAGAUCUGGGGUUUGAAUAUGCAAUGUUCCAUAAUCAUGUUGACAGGACAGUUUGCAUAUUUCAAGGAGGUCCUUACCUGCAAGGAGCACCUGGCUAAGAAUGAUAAUUCCUUCUCGGAGGUGCCAUUGCAACCAUGAUUGAUUCUACUGUUGGUAUGUGUGCAGUUAUAGCUGAGGGAAUUGUCUUGACUGCCAAUCUCAACAUCAGUUUUAGAAGGCCUAUCCCCCUUUGUUCUGUUGUUGUGAUAAAUAGCCAGCUUGAUAAAGUUGAAGGAAGGAAAUUGUUUGUUUCCUGUAAUGUCCAAAGUGUGGAUGAAAAGACCCUAUACUCUGAGGCAACAAGUUUAUUUGUAAAACUGGAUCCUAAAAAAAGUUUGACAUAAAAGAGCUUCUGGUGCAUUCUACACCAAUCUGCAUUCCUUCCCUUCAGAAGAAGCUGUUGUCUUCAGUUCUGCUCUUCUUACCUACUUUUGAGUCCCCCAGAGGGUGAAGCCUGCUAACACUGAUCUUCCUCAACAAAUCUUUGGAGUACAACUCCAGGAGCUCUAUUUCCACCUUCGAAACUCUUUAACACAGAAGGACUCCGUGUGACGGUAUCAACAAUUCUUUGUGUCUCCUUAGAAUAAAUUUCUGGUUCUCCUAAAUUUGAA
Callorhinus ursinus (northern fur seal) is the source of this 1314-nucleotide messenger RNA. Lineage: Eukaryota; Metazoa; Chordata; Mammalia; Carnivora; Otariidae. The record is from RefSeq and is a predicted model, not a curated record.